Molecule: messenger RNA, 2131 nt
Organism: Gambusia affinis (western mosquitofish)
Lineage: Eukaryota; Metazoa; Chordata; Actinopteri; Cyprinodontiformes; Poeciliidae
Gene: cebpa
Product: CCAAT enhancer binding protein alpha
Exons: 1
Coding region: 458-1375 (305 amino acids)
Biological process (GO): regulation of transcription by RNA polymerase II; myeloid cell differentiation; DNA-templated transcription
Molecular function (GO): DNA-binding transcription factor activity, RNA polymerase II-specific; RNA polymerase II cis-regulatory region sequence-specific DNA binding
Source: RefSeq, a predicted model, not a curated record
GAACUUUCACAGUUGGACCCAAACGGCUGGAGACGAUCCGAAUCUGCAGAAAGUUCUGAAAGAAAACACCAAACUGUAGAACAUUUCUGUGCUGCAGAUGAGUCUCUCUUUCUGAACGGGUUCGGUUCUGGCUCCGGGUCUCUGCUGGAGCGGGUCUGGAGAUUAAUGGUUCAAGCGCAGAGGAGCAGCGCGAGGAGAGUUAGUGUCCGUGGGGUGUGUGUGUGUGUGUGUGUGCGCUCCGCCCCGCCCACUCCCUCCUCCUAUAAAGCCUGGCUCUGACGGCUCAGAGGUUACUGAGCAGCAGGAAUCGGCCCGCAGCCCGCAGCUUCACGCAGCUCCUCUCUACGCCACGCAGAGCCUCGUCCCGCUCAGCGUCCCGCCAGCUGCUCUCACCUGAGCUCGUCACCUGCGCGGCCCGCCGUGCCUCACCCUGGAUUCGCGGAGCGCCUCACCAUGCAUGCCGGGCUUUAGGUUCUCCAUGGAGCUCUCCAACCUGUACGAGGCGGCGCCGCGGCCCCUGAUGAGCAGCCUGACCCACGGCCAGCAGCCCCCCUCCGGUUACAGAGACCCGGCGGACCUCGGCGGGGACAUCGGAGACAACGAGACCUCCAUCGACCUGAGCGCCUACAUCGACCCGUCGGCGUUCAACGACGACUUCCUGGCCGACCUGUUCCACCACGGCGCGCGGCAGGACAAGCUGAAGAUGAUGAGCGGGGACUUCGACUCCGCGGCCCCGCAGCAGCUCUACAUGUCCGGCUACAUGGACUCCAAGAUGGAGCCCUUCUACGAGCACAACCCGCCGCGCAUCCGCCCGGUGGCCAUCAAGCAGGAGCCGCGGGACGACGAGGACCUGAACCUCAGCCUGCCGCCCUCCUACCACCACCCGCACCCCCACCCGCACUCCCAGUACUCCCAGCACCACCACAACCACCACCAGCAGCAGCAGCAGCAGCAACAGAUGCCGCACCUGCAGUAUCAGGUCGCGCACUGCGCGCAGACCACCAUGCACCUCCAGCCGGGACACCCGACCCCGCCGCCGACCCCUGUGCCCAGUCCGCACCACCCGCAGCAGCACCCGCAACAGGGCGGCCUGAAGCUGCUAGAGCACCAGCGGGGGGGCUCCAGGUCCAAGAAGCACGUCGACAAGAGCAGCCCGGAGUACCGGCUGCGGCGCGAGCGCAACAACGUGGCGGUGCGCAAGAGCCGCGACAAGGCGAAGAUGCGCAACCUGGAGACGCAGCAGAAGGUGGUGGAGCUGUCGACCGACAACGAGCGGCUGCGGCGCCGCGUGGAGCAUCUGACCCGGGAGCUGGACACGCUGCGGGGCAUCUUCCGGCAGCUGCCCGACGGAUCCUUCAAGCCGCUGGGCAGCUGAGGAGGCGCGGGCCUGGAACUGGACCCGAACUGGACCGGAACCCGACGGAUUACCUGGCAGCUGAGCUUCACCGGGACAUCCGCAACAUCUGGGCCGGUUCUCCUCCAGCAGCUACCAAACGAACCAAAGCGCACAAACUGAGCAGACUGGAAGCAGCUUUGGUUCGAUUCCGGACGUGUUUCUCACCGAACCGGACCCAGAACCUGUUACUGGACCACCAUCCCACUGCCUGAGCUGGACCGAACCGGACUCAUCCUGGCGGUUCCGCCCGCCAUUUGUGCCUUUCUCACGGUUUAAAACUGAACCUGCAGCUCUGCUCCUUCUGUGCCUUAUCCCUCCAGAACCGAACCGAACUCGGUCCAGGUUGACCAUCUCCAUGCAGUCAGCUGCACCAGAACUGUAAGGAGGCUGGUUCUGGCUCCUCCGAACCCCCUCAGACUGGACCCGAACCUGCGCUCUCAUGCACCUUGUCCCAGACAUGACGGUACUGACCCGGUACCGAUCUGGACUGAACAGAACGUUCUGCUCUAACUGUGAACUGGGCGGCUCUUCCUCUCCUCCAGUGAGUCAUCCUCACUCAGUGCCUUCCGAUCGUGACCUUUGACCCGCUCCGUCCGGUCGGAACCGAGGAAGCAGCACUUUGUUCGAACCUUUCUGACCCAAAUGUAAAAUAAUUCUCUAUAUAAAUAAAUAUAUGAAUGAAUAUGAAAUACCAAAAACCUGCAGCAUUGUAAUAAAGCAGCUUGUUUCAUCUCA